AUGAUCCCUCAGACCAACAUAGACGCCAUCUUAUCUCCCUUUCACACGUUCAACGACCUGAAACCCUUUAAACAUGUUUCUACAUCACAAAGACGGGAAGGGAUUGAAGGGCUUCAUCCUUUCCAUUUAGGCAUAGUGAGACGGCAAGGUAAUACCAUUGGAGUCAGCAAGGACACCAGUCAAACAACAAGGAAGAUGAUCAACAAACCAACCAAAAAACAAGAUGAACGACGUCAAGCAGCACUUAACAUUCUACGUCUCCUCAAAAAGUUUGUCUGCACCCCUGUCAAACGGCAAUAUUCAUAUGUGGACAAAGACACAGUCGAUUAUUCAUUCUUUCUCAAUCAUCAAGGACGUGAUAUGACCGCUGCUGAAGGAACAAUUUAUAGAGGAGAGGAGACAGAAAAAAUUGGUUACAGUAAAAAGGGAAAUGGUAGUGGAAUGAGAUUUGUUGGCAUGGCAAUGGCGGUGGCAAUUGGGUAUGCCCCCACCUCUAAUCUCAUUCAUCACGCUGUUGGUGAAGGUCCUGCAAGGAAAGAUAGAAUAAUUGUGAUAUUUUAUACAUGCCGUCAUGUUGAGAGUCUGUUGGGGAAGCAGGAGGGUGGUAAAGUAGUUAGUGGACCAUUGGAGGGAGUAGAUUCAGAUGAUCUCAUCAUCUUUGACGAAGAUGAGAUUAGUGAGGAGACAGACUACGAGGAAGUAAUUGAAUGA
Tremella mesenterica DSM 1558 is the source of this 711-nucleotide messenger RNA. RefSeq lists its product as uncharacterized. The record is from RefSeq and is a predicted model, not a curated record. Lineage: Eukaryota; Fungi; Basidiomycota; Tremellomycetes; Tremellales; Tremellaceae. The transcript has 2 exons. Bases 1 to 711 code for a protein of 236 amino acids.